AUAAAUAAUACAAAAUAUUGCAAAGUUAUUAGUUUAGGUGUAUAAAUAUUUCGUAAUAACUCGGUUCCAUGUUAUAUUAUUGAGUUUAACUUUCUUCUCUUGCGUUGGUCGGCUUUUCACGACCAAACGCAUCCUACUACUUGGACUUGGACGUACAUUUGUGCCAGUGAUAAAAUAACUAAGGGGAAACGAUCUAGUAUUGCGAGUUUUGUGUACAAUAAUAAAGCCUCCGGUUACCAAGCAAAGCAAAGCUUACAAAACUACGUAGUUAUGAGUAGCAGAAACGAUGGUGCUAAUAAUGAAACUAGAGAACUGGAUAGCUCAGAUGAAGAAACUCCAAUAAAUCCGGAGGUCCGUAUCCUGUCCCGGAUCUUUGGUGUCCACCGAGCAAGUGUGGCAUCUAUGCCAGGGACUAGUGGUGCAAGUCACCUUGUGAGCCCGUUGCCGACUACGCGCCGCACGCCACGAGAGCGCGACCGUCUCUUCUGGACACUUCUUGGCAACUCUAGCAGGCUGCCGCCCAAUGCCAGGUGUCGAAGCGGGCCUCCGCCGCGCGGGCCCCGACCCACAACCUUCGCCGACUUGUUGGAGCCCGACCGCCGUUCACGCAUCGCGCUCACACGCCACGCUUCUCCCGCAGGUAGCGGCUACCAACCCAACGCGAGCCAGCUGUCAAGUCUGCACUGUUCUUUGCGCAGCAUUCUGCGCAAGCGGCCCUACACGACCACCGGCAAUGUAACGGGUCCCAGCUCAAGACCAGUGUUGGUCCUGCGCGCAGCCCCGGAGUCAAGCCGCGGCGAAGAUGAGUCCGAUGGCAGAGGCCGCAUCGACCGUGACCGGAGCGACCGCGACCGGGACCGCAUCGACCGUGACCGUGACCGGAGCGACCGAGACCGGGACCGCGGUGACCGUGACCGCAGCACUAGGGAACAUGAGGAGCGUCAUCACGACCCAGAGCCUAUUGACCUUGAUGAUAUUGAAGAUGUUUCAGAGCCGGUACCGGGGCCGGCGCCGGCCUUCUCACCGCGCGCCGACGCUGACGCCGCAUAUUUUGCUGACGAGACGAUGCGAGCAGAGGAGCCCCUGAACAUGUCCGCGGGUGCUCUGCUGGAAGAAGAGAUCCUCGAGGUGGAGCCCGGCCCUGAGCCCGCUCCGCGCCCCGCCGGCGACAAUGAAACGGAGCCUGCAGACACGCCAGCAGAGUCAAGCCAGCAGAGAGGGACCAAAAGAAAAAGAGAAGGAGAAACGCACGAUUCGGCAUUGGCUCUCAAUCAUAGCAUCCUUCGUCUGCUGGAGUGCCCGGUGUGCAUGGAAUGGAUGGAGGCGCCCAUCACGCAGUGCCGCCGCGGGCACCUGGUGUGCGGCGCGUGCCGCAAGCGGCUCGACGCGUGCCCCGUGUGCCGCACGCCCUUCUCGUCCGUGCGCAACCGCGCUAUGGAGGACGUGGCAGGCGUGCUGCGCUACCCGUGCCGGCACGGCUGCGGGCGCUGCCUGCGCGGGCCGCGGCGGCAGCGGCACGAGGCGAGCUGCGCGGCGCGGCGCCACGCCUGCCCGCUGCCCGCCUGCCGCGCCGCGCCGCCCAUGCCAAGAGCCAAGCUGCAACACCACGCACAGACACAGCACCCGGAAUCGUUCAAGACCGGUACGCAGCACGUGAUCGCCCUGGGCGUGCGGUGCGAGCAGCACGUGCAGCUCGUGGUGGCGGCGCUCGGCGCGCUGUUCCACGUGCGCGUCGACAUGGACGUGCGCGCGUGGGGCGUGUGCGCGCUCGUGCAGCAUCUGGGGCCACAGGACCAGGCGAAUAACUACACCUACGAGGUGACAGUGAACGGGCGGCACAGCGGGCGGCGCCUAGUCUACCGGCGCGCCACGCACAGCGAUCUUGAGAACCCCGUGCUCAACACCAGCAGGCAGGACUGCUUCCACCUGACCCUCGACCAGGCGCUCAACUACCUGCGCUUCAAGAACGAGCACUCGGAGACGGACAAGACUCUGGACCUCGUCAUCACGCUGGCCGAGGCUGAGCCUGAACAGGAACCGGCCGACGAAGACACGUGAACACGUACAUAUGGACUAUUAGCACAGUCUAU
Molecule: messenger RNA, 2090 nt
Organism: Cydia splendana
Lineage: Eukaryota; Metazoa; Arthropoda; Insecta; Lepidoptera; Tortricidae
Product: E3 ubiquitin-protein ligase siah-1-like
Exons: 15
Coding region: 271-2058 (595 amino acids)
Biological process (GO): multicellular organism development; proteasome-mediated ubiquitin-dependent protein catabolic process
Cellular component (GO): cytoplasm
Molecular function (GO): ubiquitin conjugating enzyme binding; ubiquitin protein ligase activity
Source: RefSeq, a predicted model, not a curated record